CCACGUUGCUCUAUAUCUUCCACUCAAUUCACCUACCCCAUCUGGCCUCCCUCUAUUAGUUCCUUUAGUCUUACAACAUUUUGUUAGAACUCAGAACCCCCUUUUCCCCUUCUCUCUCUUCCUCACCCAGUUUUCUCCGAACUCUUUCAGUAGUAAAAACCAUAUGAAAUCUGGCCGGAAGUAAUCCGAGAAUUCGUUCCUCCCUUGAAGAUCCAGAUUGGUAGCUUGGAGAAAGAUUCUAACUGCAGAAUUCUUCCCUCGCAAUCUCGGGAGAUGGGCGGAGUUGAAAGCCAUGAAGAGGGAGAUUUGAGAAAUCUGAUCUCUCGAUUCUUCGGAGGAGAUUCAGGUGUCGAGUUCAGCGAUAAAAGUUAUAUCGACUAGGGGUGCUAGGGAACCAACUUUUUGUCGCAUCUCCGUCAUCUCUACAAGGCAUGGGUUUUCUGUCUCUUUUCUUGAUAGGUUUAUUUUUCUCUUUCCAGUUCCAUUCGUGGCCUCAAUCCACUGGUGUUAUCUUUGGUUUUGAGUGAUUAGCUGGACGAUGAAGUGUCUUUCAUUUGGCAGUCUUCCUUGACCACUCGCUGAGUCAUCUCGGUUCUUUCUUUCUGUCAUGUAUUGAGGAUUGGAGUUUAUCUUGGCUUUUAGAGGGAUUCCACCUGUAAUCAACUAUGUUAAUUUUUGUUUGAGCAUGGUCCUUUUGUUGUGGUAUCUGUAUAUGACGGGUUAAAAGUAAAAAACCCCUACUCUUUCCACACUCACCUUGAUUUGAUUUUUGUAUGAGCAGUAAUUCAAUACGAAAGUUUAAAAUUGUUUUGUUGUCAA
Molecule: messenger RNA, 819 nt
Organism: Linum tenue
Lineage: Eukaryota; Viridiplantae; Streptophyta; Magnoliopsida; Malpighiales; Linaceae
Source: the annotation of a GenBank genome assembly